GAUGAAAUCUCAACAGUUAUUGGUUCAUCAGAACGGACGUCACACGAUUCGCUGCUCUCAUUGGUUAGUUUACCCGUCACUCACUGUCAGAUGCCAGAAAAAAAUUCGCUCUACAACUUGCGUCGCUGUUGCUGCAUAACAACCGUCGCCAAUAGGACAAACAAGCGGGGUAAACAUGCUGAAAGCUAAAGCUGCGCUGUGAACCAAAGGUCACCAUGGAGACGAAAGUUGCGCCUGCGCAGUGCGCUAAUGAUAGCUCUGAGACCUGCACCGUGUCUGUCAAAGGUCUAACAGAGAACUGGCAGAAGUGGUCUAACGAUCACUGUGAAAACCAGAAACACAACCCCUUUAGCAACGGCAGGGUGGUACCUCCUGGCAUCCAGCGAGGACAGGAGGGCUACGGCAAGCCUUUAGAAGGCUCCAAAACAGAGCAGAGAGGGAAAGAUGCCCACACUCACAUUAGCAGAGAGGUCACAGAGCUCUGCCAGGUGAUCAGAGACAUUGGGGUGAAUGGAGAGGAUGGCAGGCCCGCUGUGCGUUUUGAUGCACUUUUCGAACACUACGUUACGAUUUCUAAUAAAGUAGUGGGAGUUCUGCUGCGUGCACGCAAGCAAGGGUUUGUGCACUUUGAGGGCGAGAUGCUAUGGCAGGGGAGAGAUGAUGGAGUGGUCAUUACCUUGUUACAGUGAUUUACUGUACAGCAAUAA
Paramisgurnus dabryanus is the source of this 707-nucleotide messenger RNA. Its product is annotated as actin-binding Rho-activating protein. Gene Ontology annotation, cellular component: sarcomere. Gene Ontology annotation, molecular function: actin binding. Gene Ontology annotation, biological process: positive regulation of Rho protein signal transduction; positive regulation of transcription by RNA polymerase II. The record is from RefSeq and is a predicted model, not a curated record. Lineage: Eukaryota; Metazoa; Chordata; Actinopteri; Cypriniformes; Cobitidae.